This is a messenger RNA of Cooperia oncophora, 288 nucleotides long. Lineage: Eukaryota; Metazoa; Nematoda; Chromadorea; Rhabditida; Trichostrongylidae. The record is from the annotation of a GenBank genome assembly.
GUGAAGUGUGUCUUGGUGAACAUUUUCGGUGGAAUUGUUAACUGUGCAACUAUCGCCAACGGAGUGGUAGCAGCAUGUCGGAAAAUCAAAAUGCACGUUCCACUUGUGGUUCGAUUGGAAGUAUGGUACUCCCUGACUGGAAUAUCUACCUUUGUCAAAGUCACCGUGAUCUGCAGCCCUUCCGCUCGGUUUGGUGAUGCACAGAACAGCUCUCUGGGUCGUAAACUUCCAAAUCCUACAGCAAAUUUUGGUCGCGCUUUCAGCCUGGCGUUUUUGGAGCAGAGGUAA